Letharia lupina is the source of this 375-nucleotide messenger RNA. RefSeq lists its product as uncharacterized. The record is from RefSeq and is a predicted model, not a curated record. Bases 1 to 375 code for a protein of 124 amino acids. The transcript is spliced from 3 exons. Lineage: Eukaryota; Fungi; Ascomycota; Lecanoromycetes; Lecanorales; Parmeliaceae.
AUGAUUAACAAGAACCAGUGUCAGACUGGUAUUGCGUACCGGCCUGAAAUGUCCCUGAUCAGGCUGGCUGUCAGAAUAGGUGGCAGUCUUGGCGCUUCGAGUUAUCGACGAGAACUCAACAAGAAGAGGUUUCAAGAAGAUUAUUUUCGUUACAAAGUUGCUACGAUUAGUAGUACCUAUAUUCCUACAAGCAAAAGCCAGGUCAUCUUUACUCAGAAGGAGGGCAACGGAAAAGAGAAGCUGUUUAUUGACGAGGUUUUAUACAACGGUAGCUCCUGGACAUACAGGCUACGAAGGGGUGAUACGAAGGGGGAGGGUGUGUUGAAAAAUUCUUUCGCCGAGACGGAUCUGAGCGAAAAGGCGUCAGUCAGAUGA